Molecule: messenger RNA, 2594 nt
Organism: Vicugna pacos (alpaca)
Lineage: Eukaryota; Metazoa; Chordata; Mammalia; Artiodactyla; Camelidae
Source: RefSeq, a predicted model, not a curated record
UGUGUAAAUUAGAACUAUACUAUAUAUCUGGUAGCCAGAAAUUAAAGUUAUUGUCAACUGCAUUCAUAGGAUGUGGAGAGGUAUUCUCAUGCACUGCUGGUGACAGUAUAAAUUCACAGAAAAUCCAUGAAGAAUGAUUUGGAAAUGGAUGAUAAAUCUGUCUUCCAUGGGAGAUGGAAGGUACAGCUACAGAGGAGGAAAACACAGUGUUCCCUCUCUCCAAGUUACAACAGAUAUCUACCUGACCACGAAACCAGGUUUCUGGCAUUGGUAAGGGAGCAGGAUUUGUUUAUUUUCUGACUAAUCUCCAUCCUGAAUUUCUGUGGGGUCCACAGAGUAGGCAAGUGCUGAAACUGUGACAACUGACACAGAUUUAACACAGACACCGAGUUAUUCUGGGAGAUCUAAGUCAAAUAUGGUUUCACAAGGCUCUGUACCCUCCCAUCUCUCCCUGCUCAGGACUCUUCCCUUGUCCAAAAGGAGAGCUCAAAAGAGAAGGCAAAUCUUAAAGCCAUGCCUCAGGGAUCAGUGUCAUUCAAGGAUGUGACUGUGGACUUCACCCAGGAGGAGUGGCAGCAACUGGACUCUGCUCAGAAGGCCCUCUACAGGGAUGUCAUGUUGGAAAACUAUUGUCACUUCGUCUCUGUGGGCUUUCACAUGACUAAGCCCGAUAUGAUCCACAAGCUGGAACAAGGAAAAGAACUAUGGACAACAGGGAGAAUUUUUCCAAGUCGUAGUUACCCAGAAGACGAUGGGAAAGCUGAAGAUGUUUUAGUGAAAUUCAAAGAAUACCAAGAAAGGCAUUCUAGAUCAGCUGUAUUCCUCAACCACAAAGGACUAAUGAAGGAGAGAAGUAAUAUUUUGGGGAAAACAUUCACUGUCAGCAAGAAUCGUAUUAUUUCAAAAACAACACUACGUGAAUAUAAACCUGAUGGAAAGGUUUUUAAAAAUAUUUCAGGAUUAGUCAUCAGAAAUAUAAGCCCUGUAAGAGAGAAGUUUGGUGAGAGUAAUGGAUGGGAGAAAACACUCCUUAAUACGAAGCAUGAGAAAAUUCAUACUGCAGUUAACCUCUGUAGACAAACAGAAAGAAGCCUGAGUGAUAAACAGGACCUUAUUCAACAUCAGAAGGUUCAGACUCCUGAGCAGUCAUUUGAACAUAAUGAAUGUGGAAAACCCUUCCUCAUGAAAGGAAUGUUAUUUACACAUACUAGAGCUCACAGAGGAGAAAGACCCUUUGAAUACAAUAAAGAUGGAAUAGCCUUCCUUGAAAAGUCAAAUCUCAAUGUCCACCAACAAAAUCUUACAGAGAAGAAGCCCCAUGCAUACAACAAAUAUGGGAAAUUCCUCUGUAGAAAGUCCGUUUUUAUCAUGCAUCAGAGAUCUCCAACAGAAGAGAAACCCUUUCAGUGUCCUUACUGUGGUAACAGCUUUAGAAGGAAGUCAUACCUCAUUGAACAUCAGCGAAUUCACACAGGUGAGAAACCUUAUGUUUGCAAUCAAUGUGGAAAAGCCUUCCGUCAAAAGACGGCCCUCACUCUUCAUGAGAAAACACAUAUAGAGGGAAAACCCUACAUCUGCAUGGAUUGUGGGAAGUCCUUCCGCCAGAAGGCAACCCUCACUAGGCAUCAUAAAACACACACAGGAGAGAAGGCCUAUGAAUGUACUCAGUGUGGAAGUGCUUUUAGAAAGAAGUCAUACCUCAUUGAUCAUCAGAGAACACACACAGGAGAGAAACCGUAUCAGUGCAAUGAAUGUGGGAAGGCAUUUAUCCAGAAGACAACCCUCACUGUACACCAGAGAACUCACACAGGAGAGAAACCGUAUAUUUGCAAUGAAUGUGGGAAGUCCUUCUGCCAAAAGACAACCCUCACUCUGCAUCAAAGAAUUCACACGGGGGAAAAGCCCUAUAUUUGUAACGAAUGUGGGAAGUCUUUCCGCCAGAAGGCAAUCCUCACUGUUCAUCAGAGAAUACACACAGGAGAGAAAUCCAACGGAUGUCCUCAGUGUGGGAAAGCCUUUAGUAGGAAAUCAAAUCUCAUUCGCCAUCAGAAAACCCACACAGGAGAGAAACCGUAUGAAUGUAAAGAAUGUGGGAAGUUCUUCAGUUGUAAGUCAAACCUCAUUGUCCAUCAGAAGACUCACAAGAUAGAAACUAUGGGAAUUCAGUAAAAGAUGUGACUUUUUUGGUAAAAAUUUUAAAGUCAUAGUAAACCCUAUACAUGAUAUUGCUUGUAAGUGUAAUAAUAUUAAACAGUUUAAGGUACUAUACCACAUAUUUACCUACUAUCUGCUAGACUUUAAAACACACAAGAAGAAUUACUAGACAAAGGAAAUGACAAAAGUCAUUAAAAAUACAAGCUUCAAUUUUUUAUUAUUAUAUUCACCGGACAUAACCUUCUCUGUCAAAUUUCUACAAACAUUUUAAAUUGCUUAUUUUCAAUUCCCAUACACACUUUGUUGUGACCCACUAACAAACGGUAGGCUGUCUGGCAGUGGGCCAUGGACCACACUGUGAGCAGAAGUGCUUUAAAAAAAAAGGUGUGAACUGUAUUUCUCACUGCAAAUAUGGAAGAAAAUUAAUUACGACCUCCUCA